Messenger RNA from Sclerotinia sclerotiorum 1980 UF-70, 408 nucleotides. RefSeq lists its product as hypothetical. Bases 1 to 408 code for a protein of 135 amino acids. The transcript is spliced from 2 exons. NCBI's taxonomy places the organism in Eukaryota, Fungi, Ascomycota, Leotiomycetes, Helotiales, Sclerotiniaceae. Gene Ontology annotation, molecular function: DNA binding. The record is from RefSeq and is a predicted model, not a curated record.
AUGGAAUCGAAUAAUCAAGAAGGUCGAAUACUUUUAGCUAUCGAAGCUAUCAAUAAAGACCAAAAAUUAAGCAUUCGGAAAGCUGUUAAGCUAUAUAAUAUCCCGCGUACAAAGAUUCAGCACAGAAUAGACGGUACUACCCCUUGUAUCGAAUCUCGAGCAAAUAGUCAUAAUUUGACCAAAUUAGAAGAGGAAGCGAAAUAUGGUAUUAUCGAUUCCGAUUUCUACAAUUUCGACGAAACCAGCUUUAUGAUAAGUAUAAUAUGCCCUGAAAUGGUUGUAACUAGUAUUGAACGAAAUGGCAGAAGCAAGAUAAUACAAUCAAGCAAUCGAGAGUGGGCUACAGUAAUUAUAUAUGGCAAUAAAGAGGGUGAAAUUAUACUUCUAUUUCUAGUAAUUCAAGAAUAA